Molecule: messenger RNA, 1746 nt
Organism: Symbiodinium natans
Lineage: Eukaryota; Dinophyceae; Suessiales; Symbiodiniaceae
Source: the annotation of a GenBank genome assembly
AUGGCCUUGCUUUCGGAACUGGCGCAGUUGGUAUUCUUGUUUCUCCCUUUGGUAGCAGACGCGAAUGCGUGGCUUCCAAUAUCCCCGGCGGGCAGCCCACCACUCCUCCGCUCAAGCCAUGCAGCUGCCAUUGGCAACGAAAGGAUGUAUGUCUUCGGAGGCAUUUCCAAUGACAGCAGUGUUUUGUUGGACGACUUGCACUACUUUGACAUCCAGAAUGUGGUAUGGCAGCAGCUGAACCCUUCGACCACGCCCACCGCACGCAGUUACCCUUCGGCAGUGUGGGAUCCAGGGACCAGCUCGUUGUACCUAUUUGGAGGAUACGAUGGAAGCAGUAUCUUGAGUGAGUUAUGGUUCUACCAAAGCACAAAAAACACAUGGAACGAAGUUGUCCCUCGCCAGUCUGACUCCGUACCGGCUCGGUACUUCCACACUGCUGUUUGGAGCACUGGCUUCUCCGGCAUGUAUGUCUUCGGCGGCAGAGGUGUUGGUACGAUACUCAACGACGUCCAGUACUACAACAGAGAGGACGGCACUUGGGCGGAGGUCACCGCCACUGGUAGUGUACCCAGCAUUCGCUAUGGGCAUGCCGCGGGAUGGGAUGACGAGCUUCACAGGAUGUACGUGUUUGGCGGGACGGGCUCCGGAGGUGCCGGUGUUCUCCAGGAUUUGUACUGCUUUGCGGCGGCAGGAAGCGAGUGGUCCUUGCUAUCCCCAGCUGGCUCUGCGCCGGGUGGUCGCAGCAGCAUGUCAGCAGUUUGGUCCCCGGCCGACGGCCGGAUGUAUGUCUUUGGAGGUAACGACGGCACUGCCUUGAAUGACUUGCACUACUACGAGAGUGGGACAAACAACUGGCACCAGAUCAACGUCCAACAGCCGCCUGAGGGCCGAGCCAACCACGUGGCAAUAUGGAGUCAGGCCGAGGGCCGGAUGUACGUCUUCGGUGGGGAGUCCGCCAGCGGCAGGUUGAAUGACUUGCAGGCCUUCAGUCAAGCAAGCACCGGCUCCUUCAGCUUGACGGCCGGAACGGCCUGCUUCAUCACCGAUGGGGGGGCAUGUAUGCAGAGCGAGAACUACCCCAACCGUUACGUCAACGAUGAUGGCGCCAACGGCAAAGAAUGCACCAUCAGCCCCAGUGCGGACAACAACAAGGCCAUCCGCGUGGUGGCCUACAGCACAGAGCCCUGUUGUGACUACAUAAGGAUGGAAGGCACAGACUACUCCGGCCCCCAGUUCCAAAGCACAACAUGGGGAAUUCCGGACAAUGGCAUCGUUCCAACGAGCGAUAUCCAGUGGUUCCUCGAUGCCAAAAACAGUUGGUAUGGCUGGCGGAUUUGCUUGGAGGACGCGGCUCCCGGGAGUUGGGCGGAGGUCACGAGCACCACGGGCGCACGGCGGUCGCACGCCUUGGUUGCCAUUGCAAGCGCCCUGUAUAUUCACGGAGGACAAAGCGACAGUGGGACGUCGGGGAUAUACAACGAUCUUUGGAAGUUCGAGAGGGGUGCAUGGACGCAAGUAUCGUUUACUGGAACAAAUCCUCAGUUGACUGCCCACGUGGCCGUCUACAAUCCGGUUGGCCUGACCAUUCUGCUGUGGGGGGGAAUCGAUAACACAAAUGCCUGGAAUGACAACUUGUAUUCCUACGACACCCAGAUGAACCAGAUGAGCUUGGUGUCCAGUUCCAGCGGGACCGCGCCAACGGCCGCCUCCCACGCUUCAGCAGUGUACUCGAGCGUCAACACGUGA